Messenger RNA from Ochlerotatus camptorhynchus, 2426 nucleotides. RefSeq names its product inactivation-no-after-potential D protein-like. Gene Ontology annotation, molecular function: protein binding. The coding region runs from base 360 to 1805 and encodes 481 amino acids. Gene Ontology annotation, cellular component: neuromuscular junction; neuron projection; basolateral plasma membrane. Gene Ontology annotation, biological process: receptor clustering; cell-cell adhesion; embryo development. Lineage: Eukaryota; Metazoa; Arthropoda; Insecta; Diptera; Culicidae. The record is from RefSeq and is a predicted model, not a curated record. The transcript is spliced from 10 exons.
GUUGAAAGUUCCUUAUACAAAUAUAAUCAUAAAGUCACUUGAACAUAAGAGUGUAAAGCGUUUAAAACUAAUUUGAUAAACUAUUUAAUUGUUUUCUUCCUUUAUGUAGCGUGUAGUAGCAGAGACAUGAACCUUUUUUUUUAAUUUACCAGUGCUACAUGUACACUGCAGUGCUGUGCAUCGAUACGGCUUAUUUCAGCAUCGGUUUGGAGCUGCAACAUUGUGUGGAUGUUAAAUGUCACUCCUCGUGCCUAUUUCACUUGACGAAAUAUUUUGAUCAAUUGUCAGCAGCAUAGCAGUAUGUACAUUAUUUGGUGAAUAAGCGAAGAUUGAUUCCUAGAUACUGCCUAAAUAACGUUAUGAUACGUCUAACAAGUUAUUCAUCUGAGGACUCGCUUAUUUUUCGUGAUUUGAAGCAAUGUCGAAAAAAAUCAUCACCGAAAAGAUUUUUGAAGUAUGUUACAACUAAUGAAUAUGAUAAUAUUCUUGUGCUUGAAAAUGUUACAUUCAAUCCACAUCUGGUAAAGCUUUUGUACACAAAGUUCCGCCGAAAUUUAUGCAAUGGCAGAUGCAUGUCAAUUGGAAGCAACAUUUCUGAUAAACAAAAAUCAGGUACCUUUGCUGUAUGCACACAAAUGCGGAAGGAAUACUACAAUGACAUAGAUUUUUGUUUAAAAGACUAUGGACAGCUGGAUAAGAAGAAAGUGAAUGAUAUAAAAGAACAUGAAGCUUCGUUUAGCAUCACAUAUGAAGAUUAUCUGGAUUCAACAGUAUCCCCAAAAUGGAAUAGAGAAUAUAAAAACCCAGAAAUAAAUAAUAAAUACGUUGAUGUAUUGAGUUCCAAUGAAUCUACAAUAUUCCUAGAUGCAAUUGAUGUGGAUUAUGAUAUAAAAGCACAGCAAGAUAGUGAUGAGGAUACCAUGAAAUCUAUCACUAAAACCAGUACAAGUAAAAUAUCACUAGAGAGCCUUGCGUUACCACAAAGUGAUGAAUUUUCACAAGAAGAGAGCAUAGCCGUCUUGGAAACAAAUACUACAAGAGAGAUGACUGUAAUGACCAAGGACGUACUAAAUGAUGGCGACUGGGGUAAAGAAAGAGAAGUUCUGGUACUAAGAGAUGAGAAAAAAUCUUUUGGCAUAAGCAUAGUUGGAGGAACGGUUAAUGUGUCAGAUGAUACUGUUGUUUCCGGAAUAUUCAUCAAAAACAUAAUACCAAACAGUCCAGCAGACAGCUGUGGACUACUGAAGAUUGGCGAUAGAAUACUAGCGGUAGACGGCAUAGAUAUCAGUCAAUCCUCACAUGAACAUGCUGUGAAAACAAUAAAAAAUGCAGACAGCAAAAUGAUAUUACAAGUUCAAAGCUUGGUGAAAAAGAUUGAUGACUGUACUGAAACAUCAACCCUUCUCAAGAAAGCACCACCACCAAUAACACCCUGUAAGACUCCUGAAUUAGAAUUAAUUCAUGAAGGAAACGAGGUCACCAUCAAUGUUAUUAAGGAGCAACUAUCCUCAACGGAGAACAUUAAUGCUGACAUAAUCAAGCUACCAAUACCCGUUAACUCAGUUUCUCAGCAACAACCAGAUACAGAUUCUGACAACUCAUCUGACGACGAGGAUGUUCGUGAUCUUGAAGGUAAAACUUAUACAAAGGAUGGUAUUGAAAUUGAUCGUGCUUCCGCCGGUAACAUCAAGAGGACUAAGGAAGAAAUAGCAUUAGAUACAGAGGAGGAGGAUUGCUUUGGUUAUACUGCAAGUGAGUAUUUUUUAAGAGGGAGCUCUCAUCAAGCUGUAUUCGAUCUUGAGUAAUAUUGGCGUGCGCGAUUAUUUGGAAAAAGAGCGAGGAUGCACGUCUUACAGUUCUUUUAAGAACGGAAAAGAAGGAAGAAAUUGAUCUUUUUAGAUCUGAAACUGCUUGUCGUCAUGAAGACCAUCUUGUAUCGGAAUUCCCUUUUAACGUUACUCCGAAAUACUAAUUGAGAACCACCUCACUAUGCCCCUGGCAGUCAAUGAACGCUAAUGUCACUUCUAUGCGCAUAUUAAUCAACUAUCAACUUAUAGCUGCAAAAAAAAACAAUAAAGUGGAUAUAUUACUUAUCAAAUAGCCUUGAUUUCUACACAACCUACCACUCUUGCUGAAUAACACAAACAUCAAAAUUGCUUUUUCAACAACCAAACAACCUGCAUUCAGCUAAUAAACUAUGUUAGCGCUACUUUGGGCGCAUUUUUACAUUCAACUCGGUGAUUUACACUCCAGCGCUGGAAGUUUCGGACCUCCAUUAUCUCUAAAGCGCUCUAGCUGCAUCAUCGGGAUGCGGGUGAGCAUUUCUCUCCACAGGAAGGCACCCAUCGUUGAUGUGAUGUUCGCCAAGCGACGGUAUUAUGGACACAAGGUACCAAACCUUGGCUGUUGGUGCGGCCAAAUAAAAA